Messenger RNA from Trichosurus vulpecula (common brushtail), 5480 nucleotides. RefSeq names its product signal transducer and activator of transcription 5B. The record is from RefSeq and is a predicted model, not a curated record. Gene Ontology annotation, biological process: response to peptide hormone; cytokine-mediated signaling pathway; cell surface receptor signaling pathway via JAK-STAT. The transcript has 19 exons. Lineage: Eukaryota; Metazoa; Chordata; Mammalia; Diprotodontia; Phalangeridae. Gene Ontology annotation, molecular function: RNA polymerase II cis-regulatory region sequence-specific DNA binding; DNA-binding transcription factor activity, RNA polymerase II-specific. The coding region runs from base 385 to 2748 and encodes 787 amino acids.
GGGACAGAGAACUCAGAGAUCUUCUUUUUUUAAACCCCGCUCUCCACCCCCACCACCCUUUCCUGAACCCCUCUGAGUCCUACACAGUCAUCAAGACCAUUCUCCCUUAGCUCCCACCGAUGGGGUCCCUUCAUUUCAGAAAGCUCUCUGGGGAAGAAAACGCCUCCCCUCCUUCUCUGCCUGUCGGUGACCCCCUCACUCCUUCCUCCAGUUUCGGUGUCUUCUACCACAGCUGUAAUUCAGUCUGACUGACAGCGGGGACAACUGUCCACGCAAGCUCUCCGCUCCGAGUGGGAAGCCGCCAAGAAGGCCUCGUUCGGAGCCCUGGGUGGGUCGCCCUGGGGAGCAAAUCCGGGAUAAUUAUUGAUCAGCAGGUUGUGAACCAUGGCUAUGUGGAUCCAAGCACAGCAGCUCCAGGGAGAUGCCCUCCACCAGAUGCAAGCAUUAUAUGGCCAGCACUUCCCCAUCGAGGUGCGGCAUUACUUAUCCCAGUGGAUUGAGAGUCAAGCUUGGGACUCAAUAGAUCUUGAUAAUCCACAGGAGAACAUUAAAGCUACUCAGCUCCUGGAGGGUCUGAUCCAGGAGCUACAGAAGAAGGCUGAACACCAAGUUGGGGAAGAUGGGUUUUUACUGAAGAUCAAGCUAGGGCAUUAUGCAACUCAGCUGCAGAGCACGUAUGACCGCUGCCCCAUGGAGCUGGUCCGAUGCAUCCGGCACAUAUUAUACAAUGAACAGAGGCUGGUCCGAGAAGCUACCAACUGUAGUUCUCCAGCUGGGAACCUGGCUGAUGCUAUGUCCCAGAAACACCUGCAGAUCAACCAGACAUUUGAGGAGCUGCGACUGGUCACUCAGGACACAGAGAAUGAGCUGAAGAAGCUGCAGCAGACUCAGGAGUAUUUCAUCAUCCAAUACCAGGAGAGCCUCAGAAACCAGGCUCAGUUCUCCCAGCUGUCACAGUUGAGUCCCCAGGAACGCUUGACAAGGGAAACAGCACUUCAGCAGAAGCAGGUGUCCCUGGAGGCCUGGCUGCAGCGUGAGGCCCAGACUCUCCAGCAGUACCGUGUGGAGCUGGCAGAGAAACACCAGAAGACCCUCCAGCUGCUCCGGAAGCAGCAAACUAUCAUUCUGGAUGAUGAGCUGAUCCAGUGGAAGAGAAGGCAGCAACUGGCUGGGAAUGGAGGGCCUCCAGAGGGCAGCCUGGACGUUCUACAGUCUUGGUGUGAGAAGUUGGCUGAGAUCAUCUGGCAGAACCGGCAGCAGAUCAGGAGGGCUGAGCAUCUUUGUCAGCAGUUGCCUAUCCCUGGACCCGUGGAGGAGAUGCUGACUGAGCUCAAUGCCACCAUCACAGAUAUCAUCUCUGCUUUGGUGACCAGCACCUUCAUCAUUGAGAAGCAGCCCCCUCAGGUCCUGAAGACACAGACCAAGUUUGCAGCUACAGUGCGUCUCCUGGUGGGUGGGAAAUUGAAUGUGCACAUGAACCCUCCUCAAGUGAAGGCCACCAUCAUCAGUGAGCAGCAGGCCAAGUCUUUGCUGAAGAACGAGAACACUCGAAAUGAUUACAGCGGUGAGAUAUUGAACAAUUGCUGCGUGAUGGAGUAUCACCAGGCAACUGGCACCCUCAGUGCGCACUUCAGGAAUAUGUCCCUAAAACGCAUCAAGAGGUCUGACCGUCGUGGUGCAGAAUCAGUAACAGAAGAGAAAUUUACAAUCCUGUUUGAGUCGCAGUUCAGUGUUGGUGGGAAUGAGCUGGUUUUUCAGGUCAAGACCCUCUCCCUCCCUGUGGUGGUGAUCGUUCAUGGUAGCCAAGAUAACAAUGCUACAGCCACUGUUCUCUGGGACAAUGCUUUUGCAGAACCUGGCCGGGUACCAUUUGCUGUACCUGAUAAAGUACUGUGGCCCCAGCUGUGCGAGGCUCUCAACAUGAAGUUCAAGGCAGAAGUCCAGAGCAACCGAGGCCUGACAAAGGAGAACUUGGUGUUCCUGGCUCAGAAGCUAUUCAACAGCAGCAGCAACAACAUGGAGGAUUACAACAGCAUGGCCAUCUCUUGGUCCCAGUUCAACAGGGAGAACUUACCUGGACGGAAUUACACUUUCUGGCAGUGGUUUGAUGGGGUGAUGGAAGUGUUAAAAAAACAUCUCAAGCCUCAUUGGAAUGAUGGGGCCAUCUUGGGUUUUGUGAACAAGCAGCAGGCCCAUGACUUACUCAUUAACAAACCAGAUGGGACCUUUCUGCUUCGAUUCAGUGAUUCUGAAAUUGGGGGCAUCACUAUUGCCUGGAAGUUUGACUCUCAGGAGAGGAUGUUUUGGAAUCUGAUGCCUUUUACCACCAGAGACUUCUCUAUCCGGUCCCUGGCUGACCGCUUGGGAGAUCUGAAUUACCUUAUCUACGUGUUUCCUGAUCGGCCAAAAGAUGAAGUGUACUCCAAGUAUUACACACCAGUUAUGUGCGAGUCUGCCACUGCUAAAGCUGUGGAUGGAUAUGUGAAACCACAAAUCAAGCAGGUGGUGCCAGAGUUUGUCAGUGCAUCUGCGGAUUCUUCAGGGGGCGGCGCCACAUACAUGGAUCAGGCCCCAUCCCCAGCUGUCUGCUCCCAGUCUCAUUAUAACAUGUAUCCCCAGAACCCUGAUUCUGUCCUUGACCCAGAUGGGGAUUUUGACCUGGACGACACUAUGGAUGUAGCAAGACAUGUUGAAGAACUCUUACGCCGACCAAUAGAUAGUCAGUGGAUUCCCCAUGCCCAGUCGUGACCCCUGAUCCUGCCACCCCAUAGCUCUUCAUCCCCCGCCAGAGGAUCGCUCUUGUGGAUGUUUAAUUCCAUGAAUCGCUUCUCUUUGGAAAUAAUACUCAUAAUGUGAAGUGUUAAUACUAGUUGUGACUUUAGUAUUUCUGUGCAUGGUGAUGCCAGUGGGGUGGGUGUGAGUGUGUGUGAGUGUGUGUAUGUGUAUUCAAGUGAGUUAUCGUUUUUCCCCUUCCCUCCUUUCUGUUCAGGAUUUGGCUGCAUUAUCAGGACCUUAGGGACUGUGGCCAAUUUCUCUUUACUAAAAGCCAGUUCCUGGGAAAGGCUGAGCUUUGGCUUUGGGAGCGUGGGGAUGGGUAGGGGUGGAAGGGAGGUCGCACCUCUGAAUCAAUGACUUAUGUUGCUGUUUCAGCCAAAUAUUACAGUCAAAAAUUUAACAGUUGUUGCCUUUAACUAUCCUCUGAAAUUUCGAUCACUGCCUUUUAACAGAAAAAGCCAGGUUUUCUUUCUUUUUAUUUUUCUGGGUAGGGUUGGGAAAUUACGACAGUUUGAAAAGAUAGACAGAGUGGGGUAAAGAGUUAUGGGUUUUCUGUUUGGGGGUUGGUCUUUUUAAAAUGCCACUUAGCACAUGCAAACUCAUCUUUUUGUGUGGAUUUGCUCCUUUGUGGGAGUGAGAACGCAUGCAUGCAUGAAUGUUUGGGGAUGUGUAUGUUUGAAAUGGGUAUAAGAAAGACUAGCCAUAUAUGUACAUGGUUAUAGAACUGAUAUCCUGUGCAUUUGGGCUACAGUGGAAUACUAGGUAUUAAUUUCCCAGGGUUAAAAACAAUAAUUUGUUACCUGGGGUAACCUGAAAUUUAGAUCUGAUCAUUCAAAGACUUUUCCUUCCCUGCUUGUUCUCUGGACUGUUGGAUACUAAAUGUGAGGAUUUGUUGUUUUUUUUAAAGGAUCACUUCAAGGGUUGUGGAUUUUAUACAUGUUAGGUGCCCUUUUGUUUUUUCUAAAAUGUAUCCUCCUCAUUUCCCUCCUGCUUCUUCCCCACUCACAGAUGUCAUCAGAAUUGUCUUUUAUCUCCAAGUCCUAUGCCAGUCCUAUGCCCAUUGUCAUUUGCGUUUUCUUCCAGUGUUUACACCAGUGUCUUGAAGAUUUGAAGGCAUGAAUGUCGUCUGAACCAAAGGCUAAUUUGUUGAAUUUGAAGUCCAUGGUCCACCUAAUGUGUGGUUGUGGGCAGUGAUAGAGGUUUGGGGGGGGUUGGUUUAUUUGUAAUGUUUUUGGUUUUAUUUUGGUAAACAGGAAAAAAGGGAAAAAAAUGAAAUUAAGCCUAGCAUAGUUUUGACUCAUGGCAAUUUCUUCAGUAGCUUCUUACUACUGGAGAGAUGUGGGCUAUGGCUGGGAUGUGUAGCUGGACAUAGGUUGGGGAGUGAGCAGACACAGCCUAUGGGUAAGGCCUAUGAGGUUCUUCCCCCAACCCCCUCUCUCCAAGAGAAGGGCACAUGGCCAUACCCAGGAGAGUUAUGUCACUAAAAACCUUAUUUUUAUACUUGCUAGUAAAUAAACAGAUAUUUUUUUAACAAAAAAGUUAUGAAUUUAUCAAGUAUCUUGAUGUCGAUGGAGAAAUAUUCCUCUUUAGUAAAGUAUUUAUUGGAAGGUAACUUUUUAAAAGCCGCUGUGUGUUAGCCUUGGCUCGUUUUAUAUGUUUAUUAUUUUUAACUUGUGCAUCUACAUCCUGGCAUUGCCAGGCAGUAGGAGCAUCUCUUUGCCCCUCCUGGGAGAAGACCGUACUCUCCGGGAACACCAGCAUUGGCUGUGGGAUACUAGUCACUCCAGGAUGUGGGCUUAAUUAGGACUCCAGUCCUGAAGAUGGAGGGGGAGGAAAAUGGGGAAAGUCCUUGUUUCCUAGGUACUCAGGACUUUCAUAAAGAAUCUGAGAAAUGACUCUAGCUUUCUCACUUCCUGAUUACCCCUCCUGAACAGGCUUGGGAAUCUCAGGCCCUGGGGUGAGACUUGGUUCCUCCUGGAGUGACAUGGCAUGAAAAUUCAAUUCAUGUUCUGGCAGCCUGUUCCCACCAGGGGGCAGCACGAAAAUAGGAUCAUAUCUGAGGUGGCCAGGGGGAAAGCGCUGAACAAGGGAAAAUCAUAGAAAUGUGUCUCUUUCCUGGCCUCCGCCUAGUUCCAUGCUGAAGAUGGUUCUAGGAAGCAGUGAUGCUCUUAACUCUCACUCACUCCCACAAUUGCUAUUCUCCAGGGACGCCAGGCUUCCCAGAUAGCAUGAGACCUGGCACUUGCUUAGCUGCCCACACUCUUCCGGAAGCUGCUCCUGUGAGACAUUUUGGACUGAAAUAUAUAUUGUUUUCUUUCUCCCUCUCCCCCCUUGCAAAAUACAGAGCCAAACUUUUGUCCAUGUUGAUUACUGAGGAGAGUCAAGUUUUGACCAUUUCCCCUGCCCUCCUUGCUCCCCUCACAAAACAACAGAAAUGUUUCACUGGUGUGUGGUAUACACGGGGUUUUGUGAGGGUGGGAAUACCCAAAAAGUGAGUAUAAUUUAAAUAAGAGAAUACUUUUGAUAAUUUUUCUUUUUAAAACUUUGUGAAAUUAUUUCAGAUACAUAUUUUAGUGUUGAAGCAGAUUCAUAUCUAUAUAUAUAUAUAUAUAUAUAAGCAGCCACCAAUAAAGUAUUGUGUACAAUUUUGGGCAGUCACAAAAUUGUGUAUUUUAUGUUACAAUAAAGGCCUCCUGAAGAGACAA